ACUCAAGCGCACUUUUAUUUGUGGCUUGACGUAACGCGUUUUGCGAAAACCUAAAUUUCGCAAACAACGAAUUUCUUGGAACUGUGUGCAUUAACUAUUGACAACAUAUUUUCGGAUUGUUAUGUGUUAUCAAUAGUGACUAAGUGUUAUUAACUUGGAUGCGGUGAAAGUGUUAUAUAUCUGUGAGAAAAAAAACAUUGGAUUUUUUGCUCAUUCUGUAAUCCCACUAUGUUCGUCAGACUGAGAAUGCAAAAGUACUUCAAGAAGAUUUAACAUAACCUAAAAUGGGCAGUGCUAAAGUCUACUCAUCGAAUCCACAGACACCAAUGGCGGAAGACAAGAAGAAAAUAACAAAGAUAUUCAAAGAUAUCAAAGGCUUGUUCAAGAAAGACAAGAAGAAGGAGAAACACGUUGAAACUAGCGAAGAACCAAAGCUCACAGUCAGCGUGCAAGACGUCAUUGAGAAUCUUAGAACACUAUCAGUUAAAACAACUGAAGCUGACAAAGAAAUAAACGAAUUUGUUAAAGUGAUUGUUGAUGAUUCAGACAAGGAUAGCAUAGACGAAUCGGCCCAGUUCACACGUGAAAUCAUUGAUGAUGAGAGAAGAAGUGAGAGAGUAGAUUCGCAAUCUUCAGAAGACAGCGGUUUUGCCGAUGACAAGAGAGACAUUGCAAAUGACUUAAGGGAUUUGAAACUAGACGAUGAUGGGCAGAAGAAGAAGAAGCUACAAACUGUAGUAAUCACGAGGGCGCCUGUCAGGAAUAAGUUGGACUACAGUGCUGUAGCUAGACCGUAUCAUGUAGGCCAGGACGGAUCGUGUCGUCAGAUCCAUCAAGUAAACAAGCAAAUCUUCUCUGGCGGGCAAGUCAUCGAAAACCCGACACCAAUCCGAACCACAGACAAUCUAUCCGAAAUAGAACUAGCAUUGAAACACGUACAAGAGACCACAAAGAUAUCCCAACAUGAAAAUGGCGACGACUGGCUCCUAGAAGCUGUGGACGAGAUCAUCGGUAAGAUUGGACAAGACGAGCCUCAGCUUAACUUAGCUGAAUUCGGUCAAACACAAGACGUAUCAGAUUAUAAUUAUAACGUUAACAUACCAGCAGAACCCACACCUAAUCCCAUCGAAGAAUUCACAAAUAUCAACCAUUUGAACACAGAAAACGACAUCGUUGAUUUCAACAAUUACGACGAUGUUUUGAACACUAUAUCUAAUAACAUGACAUUCAUAUAUCCUACACCGCCGCAUUCUGAAGAAGUGGCGAGUCCUAUGUCUGAUUCACAAGCGUCUAUGUACAGACAAUCAGAUUAUACAUUAUCACCUGAGAGAUCUUCGCCAAUUUACAAUAGCGACAAUGAAGUUUUCCAAGAAAUACCACCAGUUGAAUUUGAUUUCGAGUACCCUGUGUCUGUCUCCGGGAAUGAUGUUGAAAAACCUGAGCUUAAAAGAGAUAGGACUACAUCAACUGGAUCUAUUAAGAAGCACAUGAAACAGUACAAAGAUUUGCAGAAGGAAAUUUCGAAUAACUUCAGUAAAAAGGAAUGUUGUCAAGGAAAUAAGAAAAAUUGCAAACAGAUCUUCCAAGAGUACAUGCAGAAAAUCAAGAAAGAAGAGAGGAUGAGUUUGUGUUAUAAAGUGACUGAAAUGGAGCUGAAAAGUGCUUACGGCGUACUCCAGCACAUCAUUCUCAGCCUGUCCCAGGGUUCAGAGCUGGAGGACCUCCAGCACGCGCUGUUCUGCCUGGUCUGCGAGAAGGUCAUGGCGCAGAAGCCAGCACUCUUCGUCGGGAAUUUUGGUCUGAACUUGCUAAAAGCGGCUGCAAUGCGAUGCAACCGACGGCCUCUAUUCACGAGGUAUCUGGUGCAAUGUGUGCGUACAGCCGUCAAGAACGAACCCAGUCUAUUCGGAGACAAGGACUCUGUCUUCCAUGAGGUGGACGCCCAAGGAGACACCCUGCUCAUAGCGUGCGCCCGAGCGGGUGACUCCCACGCCGACGUACUCUAUGAGUUGACCAGAGACAAAGACCAGCCGCUGUUCCGGCUAGAACACGUCAACGCUGAUGGUCUGUCAGCGUUGCACGUGGCCUGCAGCGAGCACAGCGCAUGCGCGCCGCGCCUGCACACGACUCACGUGCUGCUCGACCACGCCGGCGCUGACAUUUGGAGGGGGAACAUGAAGAGCGGAGACACAGCGCUCCAUCUAGCGGUGAACUCGAAGAGUUGCGACCUGCACCUGGUGAUGCUGCUGUUCAGACACGUCGACCGCAAGGAGUGGAAGAAACUCGCGCAUCUACCUAACAUGUGCUCAAAAACUCCUCUAGAGUACGCCCGUGAAGCGACCCGCUCGCCACUGCGACAGAACCAUCCUUAUGAAGUGUUUGAAUUCCUCAAAAAGUGCCGGAACUAAAUUUCUACACAGGAACAAUUUUAUGGCCACUGUCGAAAUUUCACAAGAAAACUAAACAUUGUUUUGUACUAAUUCACCGUCGGAUCAAUUACAAAUUGACAAGGAUAUCCAGGCAGUCGCUAUGGUCGCUGCUGUUUAAUAAAUUUGACAAGGUGACAUUUCAAAGUGACAUUUGUCAAUUUUGAUCGCCGAGACAGAUAUCCCUCGAGUUAGGUUUCCCUUGCUCUUGGAUACCAAAAAUUUCUGCUAGUCCAUCACAUUGUCUUUCUCAACUUUGACAUUGGCAAAAUCAUCGUUUAGGCAAACGAUGGCGCCAUACAAUUAAAAAGUGAAGCUAUCCUUGUAAUUUUUUUCUGUAAUUAUUUACAUACUUUGUCAGUAAUGUAAUAAGAUUCAUAGUUGUUAUAAGCUAGAUUUUUAUCGAUUCGAUUAAAUUGCGAUUGGAAGAAAAUUUAAACGAACAAGUGGUGACUGCGUGAAUGUUUUAACCGGCUUCAGAAAAGAGCGUAUGCUUCAUCAUGCGUCACACGUGUUUAAAUGUCUGAUACGAAUUGAAAAUAAACUUUUAUAGACCGAAAUUGGUAUUAUUCUUCACAAGACACAAAAUUGAUAUGAAAGAUCUAAAAAAGAUUAUGUAAAAAGCAGUUUUAUAAUAACAGAAUUACUUCAUCACAAAAUUGUGAUAUAUUUUUCUAUAUAAAUACAUUUGUUGUUCUAACUUUAACAUCAUAGUUAUUAGAAUUAAAUAUUUAUAGAAGAUAGAUUUUUUAAUACUAUGUCUAUAUAUUUUACUUUUAUAACGAAAGGUUCUCCUGGUUGUGUUUAAUUUUAAAUUGAGAAAUCUUAAUUUUCUUUUUUGCCUAUAGUGUUUUUCGUAACACUGCCACUUUCGGCCAUGUUGUACAUACAUUUUUUAUAAAAUACUUUUGACAUUGACAUGUAACUUCACGCCUAUUUUUCGCGGGUAUAGGCAUAGACUAACGAAUAUUAUUAAUUUUUUUUUAAUAGACAAAUGAAAAAAAAUCAUUUCCAUUAUAAAAUGUAUAAUAUUUCGAUGAGCUAAAACAUUUUACGAGAUUAAAUACAUGAACAAAUUAUAUCAUACCUUUUUUUAUUAUAGGAUAAGAUAUGAUCUUGUUAAGUUAGACUUUUAACUUCAUUAAUGUUUUAACCAAAUGUAAUAUUCAGAUCUCUUGCUGGCUAAUUUCCGUUUUUUUUUAUAAAGUGUUUUCGAAAAUUUUAGUGUUGGCAAAAGUGUUUUUUUUUAAUAUAAUAAAAUAUUGUAAUCACGAUCUCUUAUGUCAUCAUCAUUUUUGAUCUGAAAUUUUUUAAGUUGUCAUACAAAAAUGAACCCACCCUAAUUUAAAAAGUGAGGUGUAUAAAAACGUUUUAAAGAGAUAUUUUUUUAGUAAAUUUUCUCUUGUUCAAAUUAAUUGUUUACAUUUAUUAACAUAAUUUGGAAAAUUGUUCAAUGGGAAUUUUUUUUUAAUUAUUACAUAGGUACAUUGUCAGAAUACUACAAAAUGUUCAAUUUGUUCAAAAGUAUGUUUCUGAGUUGCAAAAAACCAACAUUAUAAUUCUAAAAUCAUUUUAUGAUAUAUCUCUUUUUUUAUUUGAUACACGCUAGAUUAGAUAUUUUUGACACAUUUAAAAAAUAUGUCCCGGCUAUUCGAUGCUUUCAUAGUAAAAGAUAUUAACGCCUAUUUUCAUUCAAAAUAUUGUAGUGUGGCAGCGGGACAAAACAUAUUUUGACUGAGAUAGGUAGGUUUUAUUUUUUAUGAAUGAGAGCUUUAACAGUUUAGUUUUGUAACCAGUAGUUAAUAAGAUACUAUUAAGAUUUUAUAGUCUCAAACUCGAAAAAAUAUAUUACAUUCUACUGAUUUUUAAAAUGUUUACAAUUGAUUGUGUAAGCGCACAAUUUUAAAUGAUAAAAUUUGAUAGAAUCGCAAUAAUAUAAAAUUAACUGUCGAUGCAAUGUGUCGCGCAACUAGAAAAGGAUGCAGGUAUACAAGACAAUAAGAGAAGUAGUGAGGGCAUUUUUAUUAAAAUAUACUUAUUAUAUACUUUUAGACCAUUUUCGACUAUAUUGAUGUAUUUUAAAGUGGAAUAAAAAUAAUUAUAGUGUUUUGGAGAAUUAAUUAUACCAAUAUCAUCAAGCCAUUUAUAUUCACCAGUGUAAAUAAGUCAAUUUGGAAUUUCAUGUUCACGAUGUUUCGUGAAAUCUGUUUCUGAAUAAAAAUUGUUGUAAAGUUU
Molecule: messenger RNA, 4661 nt
Organism: Plodia interpunctella (Indianmeal moth)
Lineage: Eukaryota; Metazoa; Arthropoda; Insecta; Lepidoptera; Pyralidae
Exons: 9
Coding region: 285-2408 (707 amino acids)
Source: RefSeq, a predicted model, not a curated record